This is a messenger RNA of Hemibagrus wyckioides, 8253 nucleotides long. RefSeq names its product zinc fingers and homeoboxes protein 2-like. Bases 903 to 3686 code for a protein of 927 amino acids. Gene Ontology annotation, biological process: regulation of transcription by RNA polymerase II. Gene Ontology annotation, molecular function: DNA binding; DNA-binding transcription factor activity, RNA polymerase II-specific. Gene Ontology annotation, cellular component: nucleus. The record is from RefSeq and is a predicted model, not a curated record. Lineage: Eukaryota; Metazoa; Chordata; Actinopteri; Siluriformes; Bagridae. The transcript has 5 exons.
UUUUUUUCGUCCCAGAUCUCCCAGUGCAAUGCACGGCCACUUUCUCUCUCCUCUCUCCGGUGUUGUCUUUAGGUUUCGCCCACCAAUCUUUAAGGAUCUGACCACCAGAUUUGCUUAUGGGCGCUGAGUGUUGUGGGCUCUAGGAAAAUAAUAAUAAUAAUAAUAAUAAUAAUAUUAAUAAAUUUAAAAAAAAAAAAAAAGAAAAAGAAAAGAAGCGACAAAAUCUUUUACAGAAACGCAAAGAGAGUGGUUUUAUUUCUGGGUGGCAGGUCCUUCUCUUCGCGCACUCCCCUCUCCUUUAGCCCGGGUGUGAGAUAUCUGCUGUAUGGUGCAUUGCCAGAAUCUUAGUGUGGAGCUGCCAGCCUUGAGAGACUGUAGCGCCAGAUCACCUCCUUCAAAAAUCUCUCGCUUUGGUCAGGACGAGCGAGAAAGGCUCCACCCUGAUCGUACGUCUCUUGGGUUGACUUCGAACACGCUGAUUCGUGAGCUUUGAUCCUAUUCCAGAGAGCUGCAGGACCAGUGACGGAGACAGAGAGGGAGAGAGAGACAGACUUGGUGGCGUAGUGAAGGAGACGGACAUCAGUGGACACGGAAAGAGGAAAGAGCGUGAAGCAGGAGAGCUUCAGGAGGCCUUGUCCUAGGGAAAACCCUCGCAGUCGCAGAAGUUCUGUGAGUUGUGGGUGAUGACGUCCUAUGAAGCUCUGCACUGGAGCUGAUGUUCCCGAUCAGCGGAGGACUCCGGAGCCAAGGCUGGGCGACUCCGGAGCGGACUGAGGAACUGCAGAGACCCGCUCCUUCACCGGGAAUCCACUCUGAUCACCUCGAUCCCUUCCUCCUUCCCUUUACAACCCCUGCAAUCUCCUCUGUCAGGCUUGCCCCUGAACCAUAUCAGUGCAGUUACCAUGUCCAGCCGAAGAAAGUCCUUCACUCCCUGCAUGGUCUCUGUUAGCGAUGUGGAAAUGGGCGGCCCUAUGGAAAUGGAUACUUUGGAAGAAGAAUUGGUGGAGGACAGGCCAUCCUCUCGGCAGCCUUUGUUAGAUAUUCAUCAAGAAUCUAAGCAGUGUGUGGCUGAGGAGGAUGAAGAGGUUCAUGUGGAAGGGACAGGAGAUAAGAUGGAAGAGAAGUCCUCCACCACACAGAAACAACAGAGUAGGAGCUACCAGUGUAAGUACUGCUCCUUCUCUACCCAGAAUCUCAGCGACUUCAAAGAGCAUGUGUACUCCACACACCCCAAUGUCAUUCUGAACCCCCUGUACCUGUGUGCUGUCUGCAACUUCAGCACCAAGAAGUUUGACUCCCUCACAGAACACAAUGAAACUGAGCAUCCAGGUGAGAGUAAUUUCAAGUUCAAGCGGAUCAAACUUGACAAUCAGACCGUCCUAGAGCAAACUAUUGAGAAUGAGGAUGACUCAAACUCACCAGAAUCUAAGCUUAUGCAAGAUAAUGAUGAUGCCUUUGAAUUUUUACCCUCAUGCCCAUCAACAAUGCAGAAUGUGGAAGAUGCAAUCUUUAAUAAUGGAAAUGAGGCAGAGAGUAAUUUAGAUCAUCUGUUGUUAAAGGAUCGGAUCACGGCGGUGAAUGUAAAUGGAACAAUCAUCAUCCCUGAGCCCAUGAUGCUAGAGGGGCUCUCGCAUGUCAUGCCCCUUUUGCAACGCCCCCCAAACUUGAGCUCCAUUCCAACAAUUGCUGUUCCUCUGAACACUAGCAAGUACAAUCCCUUAUUGGACACUAACACUACACUCAUUACAUCCUUCAACAAAUUCCCUUAUCCAACUCAUGCAGAGCUCUCCUGGCUCACUGCUGCUUCCAAGCACCCUGAAGAGCAGAUCAAGGUGUGGUUCACCACCCAGCGGCUCAAACAGGGGAUCACCUGGUCACCAGAAGAAGUGGAAGAAGCCCGCAAGAAGAUGUUUAAUGGAUGCAUGCCUCCUGCUCACCACACAUUCACCGUUUUGCCUACGCCUGUGAGCGAACCAGUUGCCACCAGCCAGUCUGUUGCACCAGCAGUGUCCUGCCAUGUUACUGGACAGUCCACCCUGUUACCUGCUACCACUGCAAAUGGAACUUCUGGUGCCUGUGCGACUGUCACUGUGACAACAGUUACUAAUAUGCAUAAUCUUAAGCGCCCUUUGGGAACAUCAUUGGUGGCCCAGGAUAUAAAGCGCCCCAUGAUUUCCACAGAUGAACACAAAGAAAAGCUACGUAUGGCACCUCCACCAGUCCCACCCCUAGAGAGACUGUCCAUGGCUCCUCCUCCUGUACCCCUAGACAGUAAGAGAUCCAUGCUCCCACCCUUGAUGGCAACAGACAUGAAACGACCUGUUGUUGCCCCAUAUGCUUUGCCCAAGGGGAAAAUGCCAAUGGUAUUUCCACUGGCACCCCCUAAAGAUAAGAUACCCAUGGCCCCCCCUCCAUUGUUACCCAGAGAUAGACUACCUAUGGUCCCCCUAGUCUCAACUGAUAUUAAGAGGUCUACAGUUCCCCAACAAAUGAGAAAUCAAGCACCUGCCUUUUCUGUCAUUUCUAAAGACAAACUGUCACUUUUACCUACUGACAUGAGCUUACCCCUGGUGCCCCCAUUGGUGACUUCUCAAGUGAAGAGACCACCAAUCAUUCAGACUGCACGGGCCCCACCUGUUGCCCCAAACUUGAUCCCCACUUUCUCUCUGGAGAGUAAACCACUAGAGCCGUCAGUGGAGCAAAAGCCCACAAGCUCAGAGAGUCGACCCACAGAGAGUCAGAAUGGCAAUAAUAGAGUCCCCUGUGGGGAUGGUAAAAAAUGGUUUUCUGAUCAGAGUGCACUGGCCCAUAAUGGUUUACGGCACUUAAAUAAUAAUUUUGCUCCAAAGGAGCGUCCAAAAACAGUCCCAACCCAGUUCCCUCUCCUGGAAAGACUGAAGGGGAAAACUGCUGAGCAGCUAAAGGUUUUAGAAGAGAGUUUUCAGAGGAAUAGUUUCCCAUCACACAAUGAGGUUGACCACAUUGCAAUCACCACAAGACUCUCCAGAGAGGAGAUUGACAGCUGGUUCUCAGAAAGAAGAGCCCUUCGAGACAACUUGGAAAAAGCCCUUCUAAACUCCAUGGGGUCCAAGAGGACUGACAUUGCAGAGAGAAGAUCACUUUCACAGCACCAGCAUGCUUUGCUUAAUGGAGUUUACAAACAAGGUGGGCUACCCAUAUGCCCUCUGCCUCCCAUCAUUGCCCCCACCUCGUCAUCUGUGCCUAUGGAUAGGAAGUCCCUCAACCUCCUUAAAGAUGUCUUUGUCCAAACACGGUGGCCUUCACCUGAGGAAUAUAGUUAUCUGGAGGCACAGACAGGUUUGGCUCGUACUGACAUUGUCAGAUGGUUUAAAGACAGCCGUCUGGCUCUGCGCAGUGGAACUGUAGAGUGGAAGGAGCUGUUCCACAAGCUAAGUGGCAGUGAGUCGAAUGGCCGGCUGAUCUCAGAUCAGCUGUGCAAUGUCACUCUGCCAAGCCAGGAACGGAAGACGCCUACAGCAGAGUGCGCCAAACUAAGCAGCCAAGAGAUCAAAGAGUGGUUCAACAACUCACUGGGCCAGCGUGGGCCCGAAGUGGGGAGGAACGGAGGUCAGAAUGGAGGCAGCGGGGAGAAGUGUGGAGGCUGGGUGGAAGAAGCAGUGGGGACUAAGAUGGCGUCGCGAGAGCUGGUCUCAGACACGGAUUAGGGCACAAGAACAAGAUGGGCAGGAAAAGAGGGUAGGAACUGCUGCCGCUGUCAUUUUGCACAGAAAUGGAUGAAAAAAAGAAGAAGAACAAGAGAGGUCUACUCUGAGAUGUAUUUUUGGAACCAGUGAUUUUGCUCUUGCCCUUUUCCACUGCACCAGCUAGCACAUGGCACCAGAGAGAAGCAGAAGGAGCCUGGUCACAGCGUGGAGUCCUGAUCUGCAGCGGGGAUUCUGAAACACUACUUGGUGCUUCAUGUGGUUUGAAGCAGUGAUGGACGGGUGAAUGCAUGGAGGAGAUCAAGACCAUCGAGUGCCAAAGCUGGAUUUGCUGCAUAAAUACACUUUAAGAAAAGGUUCUUGUAAAUAUUUUUUUUCUGUACUGCUACAGAUUUGUACAAUUUUGCCGGGAACUUUUGUUACAUUUUAUAAUGGGAGCGAGUGGCCCCCAGAUUUUGCUCUAGCUGGUCUUUUCAGUGGACAUGUCCUACAUUUUUUGUAACAACACCAUGCACCACUACAGGCAUUGGCAAUAUAUCAAACGGACGUUCAUUACAGUUUGUCUUUGGAGGGACUUCUUCAAAUCAGUGCAUUUACUGACUGUUUCAAGGUGCUGUUAAACUUUCUGGAUAUUACAUGCCGUCGCUUUUGCUAUAUUUACAGUUCUUACAGCGUGAUAUUUUGCAACAACAGUUUAAAAAAAAAAAUGGAAAAAAAUCGCAUUGCUGUUCAACACACCGGUGGACAAAUCUGCAAAUCUGUUUUGUCCUGUACAGGAAUAAAACACUCAAUCGCCAGCGUUUAUGUGAUAGUUCAACUCCGACUGUAGAAACAAUUAACCCGGUACCAGAUACACGUUCCAUAUUUACUGCUUCUGUAAUGUCAGCGUCACAUAUUAGAAAUACUGUACUUAUACCAAGGUCCUGCUUACUACUCUCCAAAAGACAGAUGUUGUCUGCUGUAAUCCAAUAAAACACAGCCUACCUAAAAAAAAUUGUGGAAGUUCUAUCUCUUUGAACCGAAUGUUCUGAAUAAAAUAAGAUACUUCUUAAGCACAGUUCCGUGGUGGUUGAGCAGCCAAGGAUCCCAGACUUUCACCGCUGCUGCUCAGAUCCGUUUCUCAACCUAGUCACUGAGGGGUUAACUCUCAGUGCUGGUCCCAAGCCCGGAUAAAAUGGGAGUGUUGCGUCAGGAACGGCAUCGGGCAUAAAACCUGUGCCAAAUCAAAUGCGCUGAUCAGUUGGUCCGCCUUGGCGACCUCCAACAGGGAGAAGUUGAAGCAACAACUUAAGGUAUUUUAGCACAGUUUCCUAACUCCAGAUACACCUGAUCUGAUCUCAGUUUGUUUAAGGACAUGGCGAGGUGUACUGGGAGUUAGGAAACCAUGGAACUGUACAGAGAUAUGGGUUCCCAAGACUGGAGAAGGAUUGAGAAACUCUGAAGUAAUGUUGCUCAUUAUUUGUGCUUUGCAUCAUUUUGACCAGGGGUCAUCAACUGGGGACUGCAGUCUGGAUGUAGACCCAGAAAAGUAUUUUAGUGAACCUGAAUCAAUUACUGCAACUGAAUGAUAAACAAAAAACCCUGCAGUGUGGUGAUUCUGGUUGUCUAAUCAUAAAUCAUCAACAGUUUCUAUAGUAAAUCCUUUAUUCUGGUUUACUCAAUCAAAUCCAUUGCUGUGAAUUGUUUAGCCUAAGAUAGCUCAUCGGACCAGAAACUAGCUAGAGGGCAACUGACAUAAGUUCAUUUGAUACACUUGUGAAGAUUUUUCCAUUUUAUUUACCUUUUGUUGUCUAAAAGAAGUUGACGAUGAAAACAGAAUGUUUAAAAUGACUGGAUAAAGAAUGUAUGUGUUUUCCUCCAUGUGAAAUUUUAAAUGGAAGUCUCUCAUAUCACUGUCAAAUGUGCUAAGAAGAAGCACUAUCAUAUAAUAAAACACAACCACUUUAAAUGAUCUUAUUUAUAGCCAUAAGCAUUAACCAUCUCUGUGCAUUCAGUCAGGUUAGUUGUUUAGCCAGACCUUUUUGUAAGCCAGGAAUUUUAUGUAGCUGGAGCUUUAUCAGUUUUAGAUUCACCUGCUGAUAAGCAUUGGUUUUGAUGUCUUAAAAUUAGCCAAGAGUGACAUUUACUGCAUAGUAAUUAAAAGUUCUGCUCUGCUCUCUGGCUUGCUUGUAGUCUGCAUGCAUGACUGUGUGGAUUGUUGGCACUGGAUGAGCUUUUUCUAAUCUAGCCUGAGCCUUCAACUAUCUCACGUAUAUAUUACAUACAUUUCCAAGUAUUAUUCGAUACAUCUGACUUACGCCUGACAUUUGAUUGCUUUUGGUGUGUAUUAAAUCAAGGCACAGCAUCUCAAGUCAUCUCUCACUUUUGUCAGCAGUUUGUUGACAUCAUGAGAAAACGUGUGUAUAGCUAUGGUUGUGUCAUGCCUCCUUAGAAUUUCACUGGAAACUGAGAAAAGAAAAAAAAGAAAGAGGACUAGAGUGCCUGGCAGACAUUAUGUUUGGCACAAGACUAAAAAUUGAUUUUGAAUGUCAAAUUCCCAUAGAGUUUUCAACUUGGCCCAAAAGAAGGAGACCUUGAAUAUCCGAGUGGUACUAGAGUAGGGUUAUUGGGGCAAAAUACAGAAAUCAAACAGUGGGAGGAAAAUUUUUUGCAGAUUUACGGUGUGGUACAGAGAGUAACGCUGCAGCCAGUGCCAGGAUCCCAGCUUAUCCAGAGUGCAUUGCUUAAUACUUUAUGGAAGAGCCAGUCCCUGUUUCGCACUGCUCACACUCUGCAUGCUGGAAGGGUUUUUUGGGAAGCACUCCACAAUCUUCUUUAUCAGAAUGAUCAGAGAACUCAAUGAAACAAUAGCUCAGUGUACUCCAUCUGCUUUGGGGUGUGUGUGUGUGUGUGUGUAUACACGCAAAAGAGAACAAGAGAAAGAAUUCCAACCUCCUUCACCCCACACAGACCUUCACACAGAUGAAUCUACUGCAGUUUCGUACUUAAAGCAUGCCCAAAAGACAUCAAUGUCCACCUCUUUUCUGUAAAUCUAAUCCUAAUUAAACUUAUCUGCUCUUUUACCUAAUGGUCUGUAGUACUGCUUUUAAAAGAGCAUCUGAAUAAAGGAUAAAGUUUUAUAACCAGCCCAUUUUGGCACUGAGCCUGUUACUAGGCAAUGAAGGCCAGCCUUAAGAGAACAUGUUUGGAAGUCGCAUCAAAUUAUUUUCCUUUUCUUAUCAGCUUAUCGGAGGAAUACUGUAUCACCGAAUUCCAAUUAACUCACGCUUUGGACAUUGGAUCAUCAAGGGACAAUUAAGUGGGAGUGGCUUCCAAUCUCAUGGCGUCCGUUAUACUGUGUGAUAUUUUGAUUAACCUCAAGAGCUCCCUGAGGUAAUAGAAAUCAGACCAUGUCCUGUUGGAGCCAUGCGUCUCAAAGUGGAGGCUGGGGGCCUCGAAGGGGCCAUCAUUUCUUUCAUUUUGUUACAGUUGUGGAAUUGGAGCCAUUCUACCGUUAUAUAAUUUUUUUUUUUUAUAUUUAUUACAGCUUCUUUGACCAGACACUGUAUAAUGAAUUAAAUAAGAACAGUAAGUCUAUAAAUAAUGUCAGUCUGAAUAUAAUAAAAAGUGUUAUGUGAGUAGAAAAUUUCAAUAAAUACCCAUAGCUGAUCUUAAAUACUAUUAUAUACCUUUAAAUAAUGUCAUAUGGUUUGAGACUCUCUGCCCUAUAGGUUUUGCAACAGCUGGUGUAAAUCCUGUUAUACACCAUGUUAAUAACACCUCCUAACUAAACUGGACCAAAGCCAGGUCAAGGCAACUGUUCUCUAUUAACCAAUCGUGCAAACUUGACUUCCCAUUUUCUCUGGGUUCAUUUAUAAAACGUGUGGGAGUAACGUAUCAGAGAAAGGUUGGACUUUCAGCAGUGACUCACUUCACCAACAAACGAGAGUAUUUUGUUUGUGGACACACGCCUACUUCUUGAUUUUGAUUUCACCAAGUUAGAACUUGUGAAAAAAAAAAAAGCAAAUGCAAAGGCUUUCAAAUGUCAGCGUAAAAACUUCACAUAAAUAGAGUUUAUAUUUAACUCGGUUGUACUGGUUGUACAUGUACCGGUCAAUGCGCUACAUGUGAACUCUACUUUCUGAGUGACUGAGUGACUUCCAUCACAGCAGGUGUUUCUUAUUAAUUUAUGGGUGUGUGUUAUAGGAAAAUAAUCAACAACCCAGUGGAUGAAGCACAAUGCAAAGUGAGUUUACUGUUAGCAUCAUUAUUUUCCUAUAACGUCACAUCCCAAAUCGUGCCUUUUAUCCCAGAAUCAUUUGCCAACGAUUACCAUUGAUUACAAUUCCUAUGAAUUAUAGAAAUCUGUGAUUCUGACUGUUUAUAAUUACAUUUAAUGUUGGUGAAAUAGUUUUCUGUUUCCACUUUACGAUAUGCUUUUAAUCCUGUCCCUUCAUUUUGGUGUCUUGAAGUUAAUGAGAGAAAAAAUCCAGCAUAGUUGUGUUAUAGAGAAACAGGAAAAAAAAUAAAUUGCUAAAUUAAAUGAAAGGCUUUUGUGUGGUUGAGAAUGUACUGGCUUUUACAAAAUACU